This is a messenger RNA of Alternaria arborescens, 657 nucleotides long. RefSeq lists its product as hypothetical. The transcript has a single exon. The record is from RefSeq and is a predicted model, not a curated record. NCBI's taxonomy places the organism in Eukaryota, Fungi, Ascomycota, Dothideomycetes, Pleosporales, Pleosporaceae. The coding region runs from base 1 to 657 and encodes 218 amino acids.
AUGUACUCACCACUCAUUCAAAAUACUGAAAAUGUCCGUUAUACUAUACCGGCACCUGCUACCAGCAGCCGAUGGGAUAACGCUCGAGAGUACAGGCGGAGAGUACAGCGAGCGCCUCAAGUCGAUCCUCACUUUGAUAGUUCUAUCAUAGAUGCAGAGCAACAUGCCGAGUUUUGGGUACGGAAGCUUGUCCUAGCCAUGGUCAAUCUCGAGAACAUCAAAGAUCCCGCAGACUCGAGCGCAGCCAAGUUAUUUCGUCCGGAAGCGUACGACUCCCUACUCCUCGAAGCAACAUGUCGUGAGAUCUUCCUAGCGUUGAUCGACCGGUGCAAGAAUGGCUUCCGAGGACCAUCGCAAUUCAAUAAAGCGCUAAAACCUCACCGAGGCCUCGAAGUUGAUGCUGAUGCGACAUGCGCACAACGUUUGCAGAACGUAGUGAACGCACUGCUAUGGAAUAAAAGAGUCGCGAAAGACGUGUUAUUCGAAGACUGGAAGAUCCGAUUACUGGUGAACCACCCUUUGGCUUAUGAUAGAGAGAAGGAUUCGCAGAAGGGCUCGAACGAUCAGCGAAGAAGACGACUAGAAUCUGAAAGAGAGAAGCUGCGGAGAACUGAAGAGGAGCUUCUCGCUUAUCGCUCGGAUUUGAAAGGAUCGUAG